GUGUAUACCGUUGUCAGCUUGCCAGGAAAGUCUCUUCCCAAUAGCAAAUAAAAACUUGCCUUUGGCACUCUGCCUUACAACUUUGAAAUCAAGUGAUCAGUUUAGUGGGAAAAAUAGAGAGAUCACUGAAUAAAACUUGUAAUGGAUCGCAUGACUGAUGCUGCUGAAACCAUAUAUGUUGCAGUUGGAAAAGCUGUAGAAGAAAGCAAGCACACUCUGUUAUGGGCAUUGCAGAAUCUUUGUCCCACAAAAGUUUGCAUUCUUCAUGUUCAUCAGCCUGCUAGUUUAUGCAACUCGAGUUGUAUGAAUUUUACAGCAACCAGGCUUCACCAACAGGAUAUUGGGAAGAAGAUUCUAGAUAGGAUCAUGGACGAUUACCUUCUAAUUUGUGGUCAAAAAAGUGUAGAAGCGGCAAAACUAAAUAUAGAGAUGGAUGAUGCUGGAAAGGGGAUUGUUGAGCUAAUUCGUGAUCAAAGUAUCAAGAAACUUGUCAUGGGAGCAGCAGCUAACAAGCAUUUUUCAGAGGGCAUGACUGAUCUCAAAUCUGAAAAAGCUCAAUAUGUGGAGCUGCAUGCGCCACCUUCCUGCAAAAUUUGGUUCAUUUGUGGGGGACAACUCGUCCAUCGAAAGUCACUUGUUGAAAAUGGACAAUCAAACCUGAGCAGCUCUGCUUCAAGUUCUAGUUAUUGGACAGUCUCUAACAAAGUGGCUAGCAGUUCUGACUCAUCUGUGUCUGAGACACUAGGGGAGAGUCCAGACUGGCUUGAGUUCAAUGAAGGAAGCGGUGAUGAUAAAGUCUUUGAAAAUCUAGAACAAGCCCUAUUCAUUGCUGAAAAAUCAAAUCAAGAAGCAUUUGACGAGUUGGACCGGCGUCUGAAAGCUGAAAAGGAUGCUCUCAAUGCUGUAGUACGCCAGGGAAACAUGUUUCUACUGAUACAAACUACACUAAUGUUUGUCGGGAACAAUGGAAACAAUGAAGCAAAUGAAAUGAAAAGUUCAUACAUUGGAGAGUUAAGACGCAGGAAGGAAAUUGAAGGAACGCUUAGAAAACAGAACGAGGAACUUGAACAAGUCAAGCAGCAAAGAGAUGAAGCACGCAAAAUCGCCAGAACUCAUAAGUUAUUAUUGGAGAGUCGAGGUGCCAAAUCUGAUCAUGUUAAAGUAUUGGAAGCUAAGGUAUCAUCUGCAAUGGAGCAGUUACAAAUUUACCAGAGAGAACAAGAUGAUUUGCGGGCAAAGCUCGAAAGUAAGUCAAUUAAAGAUCAUUCAACAAUACAGGAAGAAGGGAGUUCUAAUGUGCAUAUGCAGCAAUUCUUCUCAGAGUUCUCUGUUGCCGAAAUCCAUGAUGCAACUGAGGACUUUGACCCUUCUUUCAAGAUUGCAGAAGGAGCAUAUGGGAGCGUUUAUAGAUGUACCCUUCGUCACACUGAAGUGGCUAUAAAAGUGCUCCAUCAAAAUAGCUUACAAGGGCCCUUGGAAUUUCAGAAGGAGGUUGAUAUUUUGAGUAAGCUGAGGCAUCCAAACCUGGUCACACUAAUUGGAGUCUGCCCCGAAAUAUGGGCUCUCAUCUAUGAAUAUCUUCCGAAUGGUAGCCUUGAAGAUCGUUUGAUCCCCAGGGAUAAUACUCCCCCAUUGUCAUGGCAAACUCGAAUUCAAAUUGCUACUGAGAUAUGUUCUGCCCUUAUCUUCCUACAUGCCUCUAAGCCUCAAAGGAUGGUUCAUGGCAACUUAAAACCAGGGAAUAUACUCCUUGAUACCAACUUCGGCUGCAAACUUAGCGACUUCGGCGUCUGCCAUGUGCUUUCUUCUCUCGAGAAAUCAAACAAUAUGACUGAUAUAAGCCGCAAAUUUCCUUAUCUGGAUCCUCAGUUUCUUAACACAAGAACAUUGACUCCUAGUUCCGAUAUAUACUCAUUUGGCAUUAUAUUACUACAGUUGAUUACUGGGAGACCGCCCUUGAGUAUAAUAGAGGACGCCCAACGUGCAGUAAAUGGAAACCGUCUUAAUGAUUUAUUGGAUCCGUCAGCUGGAGACUGGUCAUAUGUAGAAGCUGAGCAGUUGACUCGCUUGGCUUUGAGAUGCUGUGAUACUAACCGAAGCCGUCGACCAGACCUUGCUUCAGAGGUGUACAAGGUGCUUGAACUGAUUAGAAAUACUAUUGGACCCUUAUCAACAAUCCAUGCAGGGUCUGAACAGCUUCGUCAGCCUCCUGAUUCUUUCUUUUGUCCCAUUUCAAAGGAAAUCAUGAUGGACCCACAUGUGGCAGCCGAUGGGUUCACCUAUGAGUUCAGACAGAUACGGAGAUGGCUGGAUGGUGGGCACGAUACCUCUCCUUGCACGAAUAUUCCACUUGCUCAUCGCAAUCUCAUCCCUAACCAUGCACUUCGUUCCGCAAUCUUAGAGUGGUAGAAGCAGCAUCACCACCAUUAACGUUGUUCCUUAUUCCAGGAACAUAUUUGAUCAGUUUCCUACUGUUUUUCCCCAUAGCCUAUGUUGUGCGUUUCUUUCUAUGUAGCAUCCUUGUAAGUUGGAACCUUCAUGCCGUUGCUUGUUUAAAUAGAAUAUAUACAGUGUGAACCAAAAAAUAUUAUCUGUAUGUAUGUAUAUAUGUAUAUGUCUAUGUAUGGAUGGAUGAUUUUCCUUAAAUUUACAUUAAAUUUAUAAUAUUUAUAUUUGUUUGGUCUUA
Gossypium raimondii (Peruvian cotton) is the source of this 2686-nucleotide messenger RNA. RefSeq names its product U-box domain-containing protein 33. The record is from RefSeq and is a predicted model, not a curated record. Gene Ontology annotation, biological process: protein phosphorylation; protein ubiquitination. NCBI's taxonomy places the organism in Eukaryota, Viridiplantae, Streptophyta, Magnoliopsida, Malvales, Malvaceae. The transcript has 11 exons. Bases 142 to 2409 code for a protein of 755 amino acids. Gene Ontology annotation, molecular function: ubiquitin-protein transferase activity; ATP binding; protein kinase activity.